GGCCGAGCCGGGAGGACCAGGGGGGCAAAGGCAGCCCCGCCGCGGGGCCGGGUUGCGGGGCGGGCGUGGAGAAAUGCCGGGGAGCCGCGGCGGGAGGAGGGUGCCCCAGCUGGGGAUGUCAGCGGAGCUGAGGGAAACCGGGAAGCCAGCCACAGCCUGUUCGCCCGGCUACCUGCAGCCGCGCCGCGGGGGCAGCCGCCAGCCGCCGCGGUGCGGUGCUCGGUGCGGUGCCGCGCCGGUGCAGUGCCGGGGUGGCCGGCGGGACUCGCCGGGCCGGCGGGGUAGCAGCAGCCGGGCGGCCGCUGGCAGCGGGGUUUUACCGACGGCCCCCCGGCGCCCAGCCCUGGUCCCGGUGCUGGGCUCGGGGCGGUGGCUUGGCGCCUCGGGCAGCAGUUCUGCACCGAUGCGAUGCGGUGGGGGGAAAGGAGGCCUGGUCUGUGGAAGUUCGGCUAAAUACGCCCCUUGGGGUUUGGCCUAGGUGAGCCUGCUGCUUCCCUGGGACUUCUGAAACGGUCAGGAAAAUUGCAGCUCUGCGAGGCGCUGGUGUAACUGGCAGGAGGGACAGACACAGUGAGGGUGGUAAGAGGUUUGCAGCCUGCAGCUCCGUGACUUUCAAGUGUUUUGGGUCAAUGGAGGAGGCCAUCCCUCUCCUUUUCCCUUGGGGCCUAGGCAUUCCUGUUGCCUAAUCUGUAAUAGAAAACUCUAUAGAAAAUACAGCUUGAUAAUGUUUCUUCAGCUGGGAAGCGCUUACUGUGGCCUUGCACAUCACAGGGAGGGAAUGAUGGAUGUAGCUGGGUGUUGACUCAAAAAAUCCUGAGCCACAAGGCAUUGGCCAGACGGAACUGCAGGGCUUUGUGGCGGUAAGUGACAACGCAUGUACAGUCCUGCACAUUCGGGACAACAAAAUCUCCUAGAUUAGGAGUGCCUGAGAUUUUUUUCUACGCGCAAUGUAGCCUUUGCUCCCAGCUGUUUUGACAGGUCUGCCAUUUACGUUGUGUAAUCCACGUGCAGAUUACAGAAGUGAUUUUACUUUCUUCAUAAUACAGAGUUAAAUGUACAUGCUCGCAGGAAUGCAGAGAGCAGCCUUAAAGCAGGCAGCGAAAACCAAAAACAGAAGUUAAAGCAACCCCAGAACAUUGCUGUGUGCAGUUAGUCUGCUUAAAGCUUUUGUUAACAGGUCCCAUGGCUCAUCAACAGCCUCAUGGUCCUGUAGUCAAAAUCUGGUAGCCUCAAAAAAGCCUAUCUGAAGCUGCAGCAUACUUAGACUACAACUAAACAGCACUUUUUGAAGUACUUAUAAAAGAAAACAGACUUUGCAGCUCAGGUUGAAAAAAAUGUCCUCCGUGGAUGAAAAUUAGGGUUUUUCUCCUGUACAAUUGCUUUCUAAACACCUGUGACACAGCUCACUGUGAAGAGCUGUGACUGAAUCCAGGAUACAGCUGCUGUUCCAACAGUAGAGCUCCCCAAUGUAAUUACAACCCUGCAGAAGAUCAAUAGAUGGUUAAUGCUGGAAGGGAUUUUUUGAUUUAUUUGGUCUAUGACCAGGAGCUACAGAAGGCUUUCCAAUAGAUUAAGUUUGCCAUAAAAACAUCCAAGCCAUUUCUAGACGUGGGAGCACUUGAUCUCUCUGCUAAGCCCGUUAUAUCUUACUUCACUCACCCUGUUCUCAGUUUUUCUUCUGUUCUGACACAAACAUUUGCACAUUGAGUCAAUAUCUUAAGUUCCUGUAACAAUGAUAUCUUAACACUGCAAUCCUACAGUAUUGGUCUUUUCCUCAUCCUUUGUCCAUCUCCAUGUAAGUAGUCUUUUUGUGCUUGGACCUGCAGUUGCAAUUAAAUGCCCAGUAUUAAAUGGGCAUUUCACAGGCUUCUCUAUUAGUCUUGCCAUUUAUACAUUUCACUUAAAUCAAAAAGCAUGGUCUUAGAUCUUAACGGUAACUAAAAAUUUCCUCUAUUGGGUAAUGAUGUGAGAUAAAACUCUGAGCUGGUAAGAGAGAAUGUGUCUGAAGUCUAAGUUUUUGUUCUUGAAAGCAGGACAGUGCAGCUGUGGAGCAGGAAGGAGAGAGGCUGUUCACUUACCUGCUGCGGCCUUUGUCCUCUUCUGCCAAGGACCACUCAGAUUUGCUGCUGACUUUGCUGAAUGUCAGAGCAAGCCCUCAGAUCAGCUGCCAGUAUUCUGAUUUGGGUUUUUUUCUGUUGAGAUAUCGAUUGCUCGAGCUGGAUGAUCUGGAACAGCCGUGGUGUAGGAUUUUACCAUUCCAUCAACUCCUGCAAAAAAGAACCAAGAUCUUUCAGAGGAGGGAAUGUAAAGGAUGUGUUUUUCCAAAUGUUUCAGCAGUUACUGCUGUACAUUGAUUUUCUGGACAUAUUUGACUUGGCUUUCUUUCCUGAGGUAGCAGAACCUGCUGCUCUGUACUGCCCCGGUUAAGCUGCAGACUAGUGGUUUUUCUUGUCUUAGUUAUUACUGUGACAACCUACACCUACAUUGAAGAGUCAGUAGGGACUUUUCUGCAUUUCUGCCAAUUUACACUUAAAUUGGGAAAUGGUCUUAAUAUUUAAAUCUUUAAAACUUGGUCAGAAAUUGUUUUUCUUUUUCAGGAAAGUGAAGCUGGUGAGUACAAACAUCAUUUAUUUGCUUCCAUAGCCGAGUAAUCACUGAAGAAAGCUGAAAGCACACACUUGACAUUUUGAAAUAUGUAUUUGUCUUGUCUGUACUGGCAGAGUCAAACAGCAGUUGUCCAUACCCAGUUUUAUCUUCUCUUCCAUAUGUAAAACCUUUAAUUGGGCAUGACAUAGUAUAAUCAGUUAAGCUAUUUAAAUAAAAGGGGGGAAACCUCAUGGGUUGAUGUUCCUGAAACCCAUGGUCAUCAGCUCACUGACAGAGAUGUUACAGAAUGCCUCAUCUGCCUUUUACUGCCAAGGCAAAACACAACAGGAGCUCAUUUCAAAAGUGCUAUUUGUGGUCACAACGGCUUCAAAGGUGUUACAAGUUAGGAAAAUAAAGAUACUGCUUUGCUUGCAGGCUACAGCUUCACAGAUUGUCAGGUCAAAAAGUGGCUGCAUCCUUUCCUCUUAAGCAUGCCACUGGAGAGACAUCUUCUGCUUGAGGAAUUAACUCCAUUUAGUUCUCCAGCUUUUUUAUUCCUUUCCCCUGAUAUGAAUGUCAAAUAUAUUUAUUUUAUUUGUCAAGACUUAUUUGAUGGCCUUAAAAACAUCAGGCACAAAGCCCAUUAGAACUUAGACUGGGUGCCUUUAUGUUGUCCCCAUCUAUGGACUGAGGUGUACUCAUGGGGCUGAGAGGUGGUGGGGGAGGUGAGGCAGGUGACCCUCUCAGGUUUAUCAGGCCUGCUGUAGGUACAGCUUCCUCACCAGCAGUUCCCCGUGGUCUGAUGAAGCUCCCUCCCUUGCAGGAGCCUGUUUGCUCCCCACUGCCUCUCUGACGAUAUCUUCCUCUAGAGGCCUGUUGUCAUCCCCAGGACUUCUGUGCUCAAGAGAAACAAACCCAAGAGCAGGGGAUGGAGAGGAGAGAGGGCACAGGGCCUGUGAUAGAGGUUAGUGUUGUUCCCUGCCACCUUUUAAGCAGAAGCUGCAGAGGGACCAUUGGGUACCAGUCACCAGAGAGGGGCUAUUUCGCUUGUAAACCUCCCCACCAAGAGCUACGCAGGACACUGACCCAAUGGCCUCUGCUCGGAGGAGAGCAGAAAACAUGAGACAUGGGUCCUGGGGAAGCUCCGCUUUUCCUUCCCCUCAAAACCACUUCCAAACCUUUUGCAAAAGACUUGCUCAGCUAACGCCCUGAAUGAUAGCUGCUGCUUAGCCUGCUGGCAGGCGGUCAGCAUCCCAAGCAAGUAUGAUUGACUAGUUACUUUUUAUGCAGUGCACAAUAUUCCCCCUCUUGUGUGAGGGUCAAACAGGACAAGCCCAUUUUUACCUCUCCUGCCUGUUUGUUCAGCAGACAGAAACCAAGGAGUGCACCUCAUUUCUUGAUCCAAAUGGUCUCCCUCAUAGAGACAAAGGAAUAAGUCCAGCAAUAGUGGCAUCAGAGGAACUGGAAAGCUUUUUUUUUUCAUGAUCAUGCAGUUCCAGGCAGUAUUUGCAUUGCAGAUCCUGUUGUAAGAAAAUCGAUGCUGAGGCAUCACAUCUUUAUUCUGCUUUUGUUCUUUUCGCUGUCCCACUUUAUCUUCUGAUCACGUGUCUGGUUUUGGUGCCCUGAAGUUGUCUGUCUUCUCUGCAUUUUACACGAGAAGCUGUCGAGGGUUUAAAAAAAAUAGAUAGGAAACAUCAAAUGCGUGUGUCUGAGCUCUGAAGGGCAGCCUGGGAUUCAGGUGAAUGGGCUUCUACAGGCAAAGUCUUCCAUCCUCUCUGACUGCUAGUGCUCCCUCGCCACCACAGCUGAGACAGAAAUGAGUUUCUCCUUCUGACUGACUUUCCCAAUUCCCUCCAGGAAGGGAAUUCUCUCAAUGGAGUGCUGGGCUUAAGUGACUGGGGAGCUCGUGGAGCUCUGAUAUUGGAGGGUUAUAAGGACAAUUUAGGCACAUAGCUGUUAGGUAUGUAGAUGUUGUCUCACAGGAGAAGGAGAAACCAGGUGACUCGGUGGUAGGUCCCCUCCAGACCUGGUUUCUAAUGGUAGAUAGACAGUCACCUGAUACCCGUGGAAAAGCAAUGAGUUUGUACACUUUUUUGAAACCUCAAAUACCCUCCUUGUUCUCCCUUUCUCAUUUCGGAGACCCCAGAAGAUUAUCUCCCUCCAGAAGGGAAAUGUGGAUACCAAGGAUGCUUUUCAAUCAUUGCAAGCCAUUGCAAGAGUGAGGUAGGAGGUAUCUUCUCCUCCGGAACAGAGCAGGAGGCUUCCUCUCAUCUGUUUCUACAUCUUGAAAGAAAAUAGCUCAGAUCAUUGUCAGUGACCAGGAACAUUGUGGAAAUGGAGAUUCAAAAGAGUGAAAUGUCCCCAGGAAGUCUCUAGUGAGUGGGACUUGUUUCUAGCUGUGUCCUAAAACACAGUAGUGAGUUAACACCAAAAGCAGUGGCAGCCGAGCUAUCGUCAGCACUAUAAGGCCUUUUCAGUUGUUAGUGACACUGUAGAUAAGUCUGUGUUUGAUUUUUCACUUACAGCAGGAGUUCUGCUUUUUGGAAAAGCAUGGUUAAGUAGUUAAUUAGUUUUUAAAUUCUAAUCAUGGAAAAUACAGUUCACUCAAGAGUUCACUUUCAGACUCUAAUCACUCAUCAAGCUCCUCUGAGCUUAAAAACUGUAAAGUUAAAAAUAGCACACAGUGAAUCUUUGAGGUCACAGUUGCUACAGUGGCUUUGUUAACUACCCAAAACUCUUAAUGGGCUAACUUCAUGUAAGCAGCAUUGGACAGAACAGCUGAGGAGGUGUUACAGCAGGGAUGCUGCCGCUGCCCACAGGGUCUCUGCCAACACGAGCCCACGGGGCAGGUCAGGGGCAGAGGCCGCCCAUACCGGCUCCUCCCUAAGCACCGACUGCACUGCCCACAGCACAUCUUAUCCACAGCCGCAAAAGCUGGGAGGAGAAGUGCCUGGAAGGAGCAGGACAGAUGGCGAGUGGGAAGGCUGGGGGAGUCUGGCUGCGUGUGGUGCCGGCAGCUCGGCAGCACCAGGAGGCUGGCAGCCAUCCCAGAGCUGGGUGAGGGUUGUGAAGUGGUGUCUGGUGUACCUGGCAGCCACUCUCACAGUGCCAUGUGUGCCACCAGGAGAGGAUGGAGGGGCUUACCCCCCCAAAGAUGCCUGAGCUUUUGACUUCUGUGACUUUGCAUCAGGUGAAUAAUGUACAGGAAAUCCCAACUCACACAUAGCACCUUUUCUGUACGGCUGAGGUAUUGUACAUCCCAGUUCAGCAUCCAGCCAGUCAAGGCUUUGUUAAGGAAAGACUGGUAAUACAGGGAAGAAAGCAUCUGGAAACAACUGGCUGGUGAGAGUGGUAACUAGUGGGAGCUGACAGCAAAGGAUGGCAGGUCACAAAGGUUCACGCUCCUGACAAGAAAGCUAACGACCAGUAAUUGGGGUGUCCUGCAAAUGUGGGGUCUGCAUAAUCUGGCUAUAAUCAGGGAAGAAGAUGGCUCAGUCAGAGACUUCUGCAGGUCACAGCAUAUUUGGAUGUGGGAGAGAAGUGAUUUGUGGCCACCCAUUAGUGGCUGGAGUCCUUUGUACCCAUGCUAUAGAUUGCCAUUAGGAGCUGGGCUGGGAAUUGUGGAGUACAACAUUUGGUUAGCUGGUAACAAAAGUGAUUCAGCAUGAGGCAUCAGCAUCUUACUUUGAGGAGGUCUCACAAACCAGAACAGUGUGUCCUGGAGUACAAGAGCUGGAAGAGCCUGAGUGGCCACAGGCACAAGUCGUGCCAUCUCCCCCACCCUGCGAUGGGCAGGGGGAGCACGAGGCACCAUGGAGGCUGGGUGUUAGAAUCUGCCAGUAGGGUUUUGACAGCUUGGGGGUCCCUCUGAGGACCAAAAAGUUGGAGAAAAACACCCUCGGUCACCGUUUGGAGGUGAGGUGGCCAGCCAGAAGUGCCAGUACAUGGUGGAGGAAGGGAGUAGUGAGGACUUGUGCUGAAAGGGUGGCGAUGGGAGUCUGUCCGCAGGCCUAAGGUUUGCCGUGGUCGUCUGCAGGGGACUGUCUGUCAGCAGGCCAGGGCAGGAGCUAAAUCCCCUGAUUCCCACCAGCUGGUACUCAGAGUGGCAGGAUGUGACAGCUCACGUGCAGAUGAGAUGCCUUCCUGGAGAGUGCUGCUGCAAUGCUCAUGUGACAGCAUUUUAUAAGUGAUAUUUUUUCAGUGUCUUUGGGAGAUAUAAAAAGGUGUGCUGAAACCAUGCCAUGGGUCAAAGUCAAGUCAAGAAAUAAAAUCCAUGUGUCCUGGCUCCCAGUAUCCCUUUUAACCAUUAGGUUUUAAAGUGAAUUUUGAGUGAAGUUUUCACCUGCUGUGCUGUCACGUUGUUGCGGAAUGUCUUGCAGAGAUAGAAGAGAGAAGCAAGAGGGAGACAGAAGUGAUAUUUAUGAUGAAGCCUCUUUUCUCACAGGGAAGCAUUAGCUGCAGGGAUACUACCUCAUCUUAACAGAAGCAUCAUUAUAAAAAAACCUGACAGCACUGAGGUCCCAGCUGUGUUCAAAAAGGUGCAGAGGUGGGUAAACACAGUCCCUGAAUCUGACAGAGCAGCUGAAGCCUGAGCAGUGGCUGGGUGUUAUCAUGAGGGAUGCUCAGCUCAGCAGCGGCAGGGAGCUGGCACAGCCACAGCCAGAUCCACGGCAGCCCAGCUCUGUGGGGCUGGCAAGUCCUUGGCUGAAGAGUGGCUAGGAGUUCACACAUGGGAAAUGGGAAGGCUGGAGGCUGAGAGGUCAAAUCACAGAGCCACCUUGUUCUGGUUUUACUAGAUGACAGGACAGCUUUGCUAAAAAGUGAGAAUAAAAAUAAAACUUAAUGGUUCUGGGCAAAGCUUUAUUCACAGUUCACUUUAAAAGACUUCCCCUGACUUCACUGGAGCUUGGAUGAGUCCUGGAUUAUAUUUCUUCUGAGAACCUGAGAGAUGUUUCUGUCCCCCAUAUAAAUCUCAAGGUGUUCCUUCAGAGUAAGCAAAGAUUAAAUGCUAUUAAUAAGAAUGAACUGUUUUUCUCAUUUGCAAAGUCUCUAAACGGAGGCAUUCAGUGACUAUGCUGCAAAUAGCUGAUGAGGAACUGACUGCUGGGCUUCCUCCUCACAAGGCUGUCUGUUUCUGCCUCCCUUCUUUCGCCCCAGGGAAACCGGUGUGUGGCUGUUGUCCAGCCUGGCUCAGUCCCUCACUUCCCCGUGUUGAGACAGCGGGAAGAUCGGGCAGGGCACACAGGACCUGUGGCUAUGAUGAGAACAGUAAAGCUCAGGACAUGCGCUUUUCAAGAAUGGGGAGAGCACCUGCAACCCUAGGGACCCAGGACUAGGAAGGGACAAGCUUUAGUAGACCACCGAACUAUGGCUCUAACAUCCACUGCUGUAGGCUGUUUUUUUUGCUCAGCAAAAAAGAAAAAUACACCUGCCGGAGUAUCACCGGCCUCCUCUCACUGCUCACUCCUCUCCUACCCCUGGAGAGCUGCAUCUUGUGAGUGAAGGUGGGUGUGAAACAGGUAUUAUAGGAUUCCUGUUGAACCCAGCUGGGACUUAGUCAAGCACACAGGGGCCAGCAGCUAGCUACUCUUCCCUCUCCCCUCCUUGCUCUCCCCAUCCCUCCCAGACUGAAGCAAUGGGAGCUGGUCCCAGCAGCCCCACUGCUUUCCCUUGGUGUCUGUUUUCCCUUCAUGUCAGCGAAGCCAUGGCUAACACCAGUGCUGUCAGCAGGCUGCACCAAGUCCGUUCCCUGGGGCUGUGGCACCUCUGUGUCACCAGCAGCUUGCCCAAGGGCGCAGGCAGCGGAGUCUGGCACUCAGGCUGGAGCACACUCCUGCCCAGGCGUGGAUCACUCUGCUCUGCAGCCACAGGAUGGACAGAAGGACAGACGCGCAUUGCCAUCAAUUCUUCCAGGAGCUCCCUGCAGCGCAGGAGCAGGGGCAAGAGCACCUGCCCAGAACCCUGCAUGCAGCAGGGCUGGCCGCUGGCUGUGGUGGGGAUAAGCAGCUGGCUGGGCAUGAGGCAAGCUGCAAAAUACCGAGUGGCACAGCUACAUCUCAUGCCAAUCACUCCAUCUCACUAAUCUGGCAGUGGCAAGGAACUGCAUCCCAGGAGCUUUCCUGAGCAUGUGUGUUGCUUUUAUCAGUUGACUGCUAAGUGUUGAGGUAAACCACAUUGUUAUACCUAUAAGAAUUACCCUGUGUCUACUAGGUAUUCAAGGCACUGAUAUUCAAGGCAAGGGAGUGAGGUAUAUGAGCUAGAUCUGAUGUGUAUGCUUAAAGUGUAGGACAAAAAAAAACGUUCUUUGAACUACUUGUUUGCUUUGAGGCAGCUUGAACCCAGCUUUUCUUUCCCACUGAACUCAUUCUGAUCAUUAACGUUACUGGGAAAAAGCCUCUGCCCCCAGAAUGUGCUCUUUGUUUUGCUGCUGAGUCAAAAGCCAGUGGCAGCACCAUCAGCAAUUUGGGGGGAAAAGGGAUAAUUUUGUUAGUAUAGCAUUUUUGCUAGCUUGUAGGAGGCUGCCACUAAAAUAGCCCUGAUUUCUAUUUUGCAAAUGGUGACCACUUUGUUGCUAGGAUUCCUUGGCGCUGAAGGUGCAACUGCACAGCUUUCCUUGGAGCAAUAUGUGGGAGCAUCACCAGCAGAUGUGGCUGGGGCCAAAUUCUUCACACCACUUGCACACGUACCCUUGUAUUUUAGAUAGUGGCUUUCCCAUCCUGCUGUGAUAUGUGGCAUAUAUAUUGGUCAGUAUCCAAAUGUCUUUCUUUUCUGGGUUUUCCUUUAUGUCUGCUUGAAGAACUCAGAAGUAUCCUGCAAGAGCUACUGCUGAAUCUGACAUUUUAAAGGACUGGAGGCUCUUUCUGUCUUGACCUCUGCUUUCCUCUUCUUUAGAUGUUAGCUUGAAUUCAUGAAGGUCAAUGGUGUGAAAUAACAGUCUGUCUUUGUAUAGUACUUCAGGGGGGUCCAAGUAUCUGAAAUUUAGGUGAAUCAGCAAGAUUUGUGCUUUUUCAUGGUUUGUCUUGUCCUGCGAUAGGGUCUGUGGGGGACAGAAUUUAUUGCUGCCAUUUUGUGCACCUUCCCACCCUGAGACAUUUCCCCUGACAGCUCUGUCAAUGGAAGGAGGAGAUUAAAUCUCUGCAUGGACUUAACAAGAAACCAAGUGAUCCCUGUUUACCACAGGAGGGCAACUGCCGAAGCGAAUGCCUGAGUCAGUGAUGCUACAAACAUGUGGAGUGCAUGCAGGUUAUUUUUUUCAAACCAGGUAGCAUCCUUUCUGCUUGGCUUUGAUGUCACAGCGCCCACCUGCAGAAAGUUUUCAUUCUCAUAGGAGUUUUGUGGCAGAAGAGCAAAUGGUGUAUCCAAAACAUACAUACAGCAACCAAUGUCCUAUACGUUCAAGGACUGGAGGAAAAUUUUCUUUGAUGCAAAAUGACUUUUUCUGUUACCUUCUACCUCUUAUAUUUCCCUUUCCCUCCAUGCUGGCAGCCAUGCUGAGAGCACUUGCUACUGGCUUAGCAUGAGUGAAGGGUAAUGGGCGUCUUGCUGUUCAAGACGGAUGGCAGGAAGGAUUUUGUUUCCAGUUCCCCAGGAGGGGAUUUAUGAGGUGAGUGUUGUAUUAAUAAUAUCUCCCCUUUCCCUCACCGGGCCUUAUUAUCGAUGCCCCAAGUGGUGCCCAGACUGAGUCAUAUGGUGGAGGAGCACUUCUGCCUGUCACACACCAACGUGUGGUUUAGCACAGCCCUGCAGGCUCCUUCCUCCCUGUACUAAUGAGUAUCUGACCAAGGAGUUCACUUGACCCUGGAAGGCCACAAAAGGUUGUACUCUGACUCUUCUCCUGCAAUUGUCUUCUCCUUGGUCACCCCAGACUUCUUGGGCCAGUCUUUUACCAGGAUCACCUCAGUAGCUGGAAGGUUAUAUCUGCACCCAUGUCUCUUACAGCUGCUUGGGGAAGGCAGGCAGAGAUCUCCUUGCUCUUCUUGCAUCAUGUCUGUCCACUGCACAAAUGGUGAAGUGUUUCUUAGCACCAGAGGUUGGUCCUGGUGUCAGAGCUCACCUCAGUUAUGGUUAACAGCACAGCCCAUGGCUUGCCUAGCAAGGACUUGGUGGUCCUCUCUGUGUUAUGUCCUGCCAUGUGCAUCAGGAGGUGCAAUGUUUUCCACUGCCCUCUCUCUUUCAAGAUGGAAGAGGUCUCGAAGGCAGAGACAAAAAUCUGCUUUCAUCCAGGCAGGUCACCACCUGCCAAAGUGUGUGACUUGUGGUUAUUGAUUAUUCUUUCCCUUUCAUGUGUCUCAUUGGAAUAUAUUAAUCACUUGUAUAAAUCUGGAGAGACAAGUGAAAUUAUGACUGGUAUUAAUUUAUCCCUGUUUUUUUCUUCUUGCUUCUCUACUUUUAUUUCUUUUCUUUCAGUUCUAUGUCAGUCUUUCACCCAUUCUUUUUUUCCCCAUGGGCAAGAAGAUUAUUCUUGCUCAGUAAAAGAGGGGUAAAAAAAACAAGCAGAAAAAUAUAAGAUUGACUCUUUGCUCACAUGAGUAAUCCUGAGCUGUGGGGUCGUUUUGUUGUUGAAGACAUUGAUAAAGUCACCCUGUAGCCCCGAAGCCAGGUCUUGGCAGAGAGCAGAAUGCUGUGAUGCCACAGAUCUCGCUGAGACACAGCUGCAGCGUCAGGCCUGCAACAUGCUGUCACCUCCAUGGGAGUCUCUGCCCCAGUUUAGCACAACCUUAUCCCACCCUCAGGCUGUGGGGAGGAGAUGGGGGCAUGGAUCUGUUUUCUGGAGAACUUUCCUGUGACUAGAAAGCAGCCGCUCAGGAGCACUGCUUUCCAGGUCAUAGAUAGGCUGGGAGUUCUGCUGGCUUGUGGGAUGCGUUGGUGCUGUCAGAUUCAGUGUUUCCCCAUUUGAUCCCCUCCCAGGUCCUUUCUCUGGGCCCAGUUCCCUGCUGCCCCUGCCCGGUCUGGCCGGUCUCUGUCCUCGCCUGCCAACGCACUUCCCCUGCCUUGGUGGCACCGGCAUUCGGAGCAUGUCCAGGCUAUCCUUUGCUGUCCUCCACCUCUCCCCACCCCCUGUGGUUCCCCUUCAUUUCUCUGUUUCCAUUCAGGUCACAUCUUCACUGGCCUCUGUUUUCUCUCAUUCUUUCCUUUCAGACAUGAUAGCAUUUUGCUUCAGCAAAAUUGCAGCUCUUGAUGUCAGCAGCAAGGGCAAACACAUUCACACGUGGGGUUUAAAAGGACAGGAAACAUUUUUGGCAUGAUUUCCCUGAAGGAGAAAUUUAAUGCUUUUGAAAAUGGGGAACCCAGAUAUCUGACUGCGAACCAGACACAGACCGUCAAAUUUGGGCCUCAAACUGUUCACAAAACAAACAGUACAAUAAAUUCAAGCUGUGGCAGCAUAUUUCCCGCUUAUACAGCUCAUGCUGGAGUUGUUCAAAGAGACUGAAGCAUUAAGUCUGACAGAAGAUAAAAAAGUCCUUUUGUCAAUAGGGAGCUACAGAGAAAUAGUAAACAUAAGGCAAAGUUACAUAUCAAAUUUUUAAAGACUGUAACUCUAAAAUAGAUUGAUUCACUUCCUUUGGACUUUGCAUACUAUUUCUCCCCCUGUAUUGGGGUCAGUUUGGUGACUUCCAGUUCAAAUUUUUUUUGCCCGUCAAAAUCAGAAAUGGACAAAACAAGAGGUUUCUUGUCGCUGUAGCUAUUUGCAUGCUGUAAACAGUACUGAGGCAGCUAGAAAAAGAACAGAUGCUUCAAGCCCACACUGCCAUACAGUUACUUUUGGAGCGAAAUAGAGCAACUAAUGAAGAGAGUACAGCAACAGCAAGCUAGGUAAUAAUGUGUUCCACUGAAGCUUUGGGAGGGUUUCUCUUAGUAUUGUGUCUAGGGCUGCAUGUGGGAUUACUCCUGGCAGUGAGUACUGGAAGUGUGAGGAGCACUUCAGUGUUCAUGUAACACCCACAGUCUUGUUUUUAUGAUUGACACUUAGCUUCAUGAAGAUAGUUGUCUUGUAUAACUUAAUAGGGUAUUUAGCCAUUAGAUCAUCAGAAUUGUGCAGGAAUAAUUACCAGAUUUGACACUAUGCACUGGAAAUAAGGAUGAAUUCACUGCUGGUAACAGAUACAGUUGGCAUGAAUAUUAGCAGGCUGAUCUGACGAGCACAGUCCUACAGAGGGAUCUGCUUCAUUCAUUCGAUAAUUUAAUUAUUCAAUCCAAAGCCAAAUCUGAAGUUACACAUUUCAGGGUGGAGCGUGCAGCCAGCCCUUCAGCUGUCCUCAGAAACUGACUCAAAAAAUACCUGGUAGCAAAGUAGGUGAGUGGUUGAGCAUGAACCCCCAGGGUGGUGCUGGCCAAAAAUCUACUAAUGCAACUCUUUGAGACAGUAAAAAGGGGGAAUGAGUGGGAAUGGGAGCUGAUUUUAUGUUUUGGUAUGAUGCCAGUGAAAUAAAGUGUUGAAGUCCUGUAUCCACUUAUAGGGUACACAUUUAAGAAUGAUCUCAAGGUGCUGGAGAGAGAGCAGAGCACCAAAAAGAGCUGGAAAAAAGGCUGCACAGUGAAGGACUUAAAGACCUUGACCCAUUUAAAUUGUCAAAAAACAGGUGAGAGGUGUCAUGAUUAGAAUUGAGAAGUAUCUUCAUUAAUAUGAAAGGAGUCUUUCAUUAUCCAGAGAACAGGUAUCUCCACUGCCCUGAAUGGGGGCUCAAGUGGGACGAACUUACAAUGGCAGAAAAAUUUCAUCACCAGAACAAAUUACAAAGUGGAUUGCAGGCUCGUCAUUUCUUUUAGUCUAUCAGUUAAAGCAGAGUGUCUUCAUGGAAGAUGAACUUUUACCAGCCACUAGUUACUGGCAGUACAUAGGACUGUAGAGUGAAACUGCAUUGCCUGGGAGAUGCAGGAACUAUGUGGAGGAGGCGUAGUGUCUCCCAGCCUUAAGCUGUAAAUGUAGUUUGGGUUGUAACAGAAGCUGAACCUUUUUGAUCCAGAAUAGCCUUUCAGAGUUGACAGGGGAAAUUUCUAUGAAUACCUGUAAGCGCUAAAUAGCUGUCUGGCUCUUUAUUAUAUCAUAAGGGUCCCUGCCAUCACAGAGGGACAGCCAUGUGGCCAGUGAGUGAGUCCCACUCUCAGACAUACUCAUAUCCAGAGGUCAGCAAGAGCAGUGAGACACCACCAGUACAGCAGAGCCACCAGAGUUCCAGGUUAGGCACUCAAAAACCUGGGCUGGUGGAAUCACUCUGGGCUUCUCUGAGUGUGGCCCUUCCUCCCCCUGCUAGCAGGGGCGCUCACUUGGAAGAAUGGGGACACCCUGACCACCUCAGCCUGCACCCCAGGACAUGCAUUAUUUCUUAUGUAACCAUCAAGAGGAAGUGACCUAGAGACACAAGCACAAUUUGGCCACCCAAAAAUACGUUGUUCUGGUUCUUCAGCAUCAGUCUUACAUUUAAAACACGCCUUUUAAGGAGAAAUCAGGGUUUGAAUGGAGGUAAUUUUUUGCAUUCUUGGCCACCCCCAAUGCAGUUGCUUGCAGGCUCACUUAGAAUGGUUAUCAGCCACAACUUACCUGCCUGUGUCCUAAUGCUUGUUUGCCAGGAGCCAAGGGAUGGGUCAGAGAGCUGAAAGCCUGGCCAUCAGUCCCUUGCUCUUGCCACCAGAGCACGCUCAGCUCCAGCUGCUGAGCGGGGACGCGCCAGGCGGUGCACUCCCCCUCUGCUCUCUCUCCACCCCUUUACACUAGGCGAGAUUAGCAGCCCAAAUCUCCAUGCUGCUACAAUACAGAGCACGUUUUAAUUAUUUUAAUUAUGGUUGCUGCAGCCAGAACCCAAUCUGGCUGCUGUUGAGCCAGGACAAGAGCUGAGUGGGUGUGCUCCAUGCCAGCCCUCACAUACCUGCCUUUGAUCUUGGGCAUCUGCCAUCGGAGGGUGUCUUUGAAGGCAAUUGCCCUUUCAGAUGCUGCCUGGGAGUUUUAUCAUUUGCAAACUAAGUUUUGCACAGAACUUUCUUGAAGGAGAAAUAAUCAAAAUGUUGCCAGCCUGGAAACUCCUGUCUGCUACAGGUGUCAACUGAAAUUCCAGUUCUAUGUCAGUAGUUAGGGCUUUCCAGACUGUUUUCCACCAACCGCGGCAACAAAUUAAAUAGCAUCUGUCAUUUAGUGUCUCAGAAGGCUCCACGCCACCAGACAGAAAACAGACCAUGGGAGGAUGUGGAGCUGCCUCUGUGUUUUGCAUGGCACACAGAUUCUUUGCUCUGCCUGAGCUUUCUGGAAAUGAUGAGCUAAAAAAAUCCCAACCCAAACACGGAGCAGCACUGCGGGGCUGACCACUUGGGCCAGGGCAGCUCAGUGCAGGACUGUCCCCAACCCUUGGCACUCUCCGUAAGGCCCCCAGCCCUCUCCACACAUGCAACCUUUUGCCCAUGACAUUUUCGUCAUUUGUGCUGAGAUCUACUAAAGAAUUUGGGAACCAUUUCGUUGUUGCUUUUAAGUGUGGAAGAGUAAAGUGAAUUUUGGCUUCUGAUUGUGCAUAGUUUGGAUAAGAGUUAGCAGGAGUUUCCAGUCCAGUGAGGUGCGAUGAGAAGGGAGGCCUCUGAAAGCUGUUUAGCAGCAUGCCAGGUUAUAGCAAGACAUUAUUUACAGUAUGUGUUUUUAACACAACUUGAAAUUCAUAAACAAUAAUACUGACAGCUCAGCUGUUCUUCUUCACAGUGUUCUAUCCAAACCAGGAGAUUUUUAUAAUUUGUACUGUCAUCAGAGCUCUUUGGGACCUUUUGGUGAAACAUUUUUCAAAGCCAUCCGUCUUCACAGAAGUGGUUGUAGAAUCACAGAACUGUUUGGGUCAGAAAGAACCUUCAAAAAUCAUCUAGUCCAACCCCCCUGCCAUGGACAGGGACAUCUUGCACUAGAUUGGGUUGCUCGAAGCCCAGUCCAACCUGGCCUUGGACACUUCCAGUUAUGGGGCAUCCACAACUUCUCUGGGCAACCUGUGUCUCAUUUAAGCUUCUGUCAGGAGGUUUGUCGGGUCAACACUGGAAGCAAAGCCCCAACAAGCAGGAGAGGAAGGACACUUCUCUUGAUCUGGGUUAGAGACCCAAAUACGUGAGUCCUAGCUUGCAGGCAGAGUGCCUGGUGACUGAGCCUCCAUCGGUUCUGGGACAGUCUUUGGUUCUGGCUUUCUGUCAGGCUCUCUGACUUUGCGUUCUUCAAUUAUGUUUCUCUAUUAAUAUUUUCCAGCGGUUAUGCUUUUGUUCUACAUCAAAACAACACAAAUCCCACAGCAUUCCUCAAAGGACGCAACUCCUGUUCGCCAGCUGGCCCAAGUUAUCAUGGAAAUUAUUAGUUUCCUUAAGCAUUUUUUGUACUCAUCCAGAAAUACAAGCUUGCCUUGUUUCAAUCUGAAACACUACGCACAGAAAGGAGAAAAUUCCAUGUAGCACCACAGACAUAAUGCUUGCAAGAAGGUGGUAUGUUAAUUAAUAAAGUCUGGGAGCCACUGGUUUAACAUAUUAAUGAAUUUGUUAAAGAGAUGGCAGGAUAUGUUUCCUUAUUGGAUUUUUGAAUGUCUGAUACGUCUACUGUAAUUAUGUUCUAUUUCGUGUCCUUCUUACAAACACUGUAAUAGCGUUUCUAAUAGUAUGAUUGUGUUAGAUAAUUAUUUCAGCAAAAAGAAGGAGAAAUAAGGGCAUAUAUGCCAAAUGAACGUGUUCAGAACUUGCAAUAGGAGGGACAGCUGUGGGAGUAGACCCUGGAAGAAAGAUCCUUUUAUAACCAAGGACCUGUGGAGAGUGGGAUCUGCUUAGGAACAAAGGAGAGUAUGAAACAGUGGGUCCAAAGAGCCAGGAGAAAGGAAUCAUGUUUUUCUCAAAGAGUUUUGAACAUGAAGACCCUGCUGAACUGGACUGGUAGCAACGCCCUGUGAAACAGUCCCUGAGCGCCUGCAUGUGCCGGGAGUCCCACUGGAAAUGCCUCCUCCUCUCCAUCCUCAUGUAUGGCUGCCUGGGUGCGGUGGCCUGGUGUCAGCUGGCCCGAGUCACCAAGCUCAGCUUCGAUAGCUCCUUCAAAGGCAAGUCAAUGAUCUACCAUGACAGUCCGUGCUCGGAUGGCUAUGUCUAUAUCCCACUGGCCUUCCUCUCUAUGCUGUACGUGGUGUACCUGGUGGAGUGCUGGCACUGCCACGUCAAGAGGGAGCUGCAGUAUAAGGCAGAUGUGGACAGUGUCUAUGAAUGCAUCAACCGCAUGCAGCAAGCCACUCCAUGCAUCUGGUGGAAGGCCAUCAGCUACCACUUUGUGCGGCGAACCCGGCAAGUGACCCGGUACCGCAAUGGCGAUGCCUACACCACCACACAAGUCUACCACGAGAGGGUCAACACCCAUGUGGCUGAAGCUGAGUUUGACUACUCUCACUGCGGAUACAAGGACAUCUCCAAGGAGCUCCUGGGCCUAGAGAGCUACACAGCCACCAAGCUGAGGUUCACCAAGUGCUUCAGCUUUGCCAAUAUUGAGUCUGAGAACUCUUACCUAACUCAGAGGGCUCACUUCUUCACAGAGAUUGAGGGGCUGGAUGACUACAUGGAGGUGAGAGAAGGCAUGCAGCUCAAAAACGUGGACUUUAAAGAGCUUAUGAUGGCCUAUGGGGAUCCGGAUCACCUCCCAUGGUAUGUGUCUCACUAUGCUUUCUGGGUGGCAGCUAUCCUGAUGAUCUCGUGGCCGCUCAGGGUACUCAUAGAGUAUCGAACUGCUUAUGUUCACUACCACGUGGAGAAGCUGCUGGGCCUGGAGUACACGGCACCCACAGCAGCAGAGGAGCCCUUGUACCGGUACCGCAUGCCCCGAGACGCCACGCAGGACAGCACUGAGCUGGAGUGGCAUAUCUGCACCAACCGGCAGCUCAUCCCCAGCUACUCAGAGGCUGUGCUCAUGGACCUGGCCGACUCCCCGGCCUACAACAGCUACGCGGUGUGCCGGUAUGGCGAGACAGCCCACGGCUGCGAACGCUGCAACCAUGCCUCCAGCACCUCCUCCAUCUUCUCACGCCACGCGUUCCACAGCUGCAGCGGCAACUCCCGCCUCUCCCUCAACACCAGCCGCUUCUCCCUCUGCCGCGUCCACGGCUCCCACAGGACAGGGCUCUGGAGGAGCCGCAGCAGCAGCAUUGCGGAGCGGGGCUGCCAGGACGAGCAGUGCUGCUCCUACUCCAGCCAGCUCGCUGUCAAUGAAAACCCCCCAACCUACCAUGACGCCCGUUUCUUCCCCGUUCUGAUUGUGCACAGGCCAGAGGGGCACGACAGGCGGCAUUUCUAUGUCAGGCGCUCCUCCUGUUUAGAAACCUCUCUGUGACAGGCCUCCAUGGUUCCUUGGCUCCACUACCCCAGGAUGGGGCUUGCAGAGGUGCCACAGAUGGGGAACCUGCAAGCCUCAGUCUCCACAGCAGGUUGGCAGGACAAGCUUCAGAUUUUCCUCCUGCCAUUGCAAGAGGACAUAGUCACUCUGACCAGCGGCUAACCUCAUGUCCAAGAACUUCUCCCCCUCCUUCGGCUGGUCUCCCUAGUAGUUUGUUCCCCUCUUCCUUGCACUCUUACAUUCCUCACCCUUUCCUGGCUCCCCGGUUCUCUGCCUCUCCUCCCAUCCCACCCUCAGUCUUUUUUUUAACAUUUCAGUCACAGCGUUUGACUGCUGCUGCUGCUGCAGGAUUUCGGAAGCCUGCGCUUUGCAGUGCAUUUGCCCUCUUGGAUGCCCUGCAAAGUCGGAAAGUCAGAGCAAGGCAAGAGGCGUGUGGCCAGCCAGAGUCAAGUCAGAAGGAUAAUUCAGAUCCGCAGGCGCUGAGUCAUCUCCUGCAAGCCCCAAACAAGGUGCUUUUUUAUUUAUUUUAUUUAUUUUGUUUUCAUCGAUCUUUUUUUUUUUUCUUCUGUCAUUUAUUCUCUCAUUUUUUUGUAUUUUCCUCCUCUCGGUUUUACUUCAUCUUCCUUUUUUUUCAGUUUUCUCACUGCUGAGGAUGUCUUUCAGGGUGUGAUUGCCUUCCACUGGGCAAAAAUAAGGUAUUCACUGCACAAAUGUCACUGACUGCUGACACAGCCACAGACUAUGCCCCUGAGAAGUGCUGAGGACUUUCUUUCCAGAGCAGUGAUAUACACCAAUACACCAAUAAAGAAAAAAAAGCGUUUGCUCCCCUUGCCCUGCUGGGUCUGCAGCAGAGGCGCUGCUGUGUUUCCAGGUGCAGUUAACCUUGCCCAGCUCCACCCUUUAGCAAUCAUUGAGAGCCGUAAUGUAGAUCAGUGCCCUGUUAGUGCCACUAUUUUUAGGACUGUGGGUCUGGUUUGUGUUUUUUUCAUUCCUACCACUUGCUCAGAACAGCACAGGCUGGAUGAGGAGAGAGUGGCUGGAGAGGGAAAGGUAAAUACAGUAUUAACACUCCCACCGAGAGUCUGGAGUUGUCAGGAAGCUCUUCCACCCACAGCAUCUAUUAGAGCAGUUGCAGAACGCAGAUUUCCCUGUGCCCAGGGGAGGGGUUUUGGCCUAGAGCCCAGUGCCUAGAUGCGGAGCCACCCCAGCCCGGGGCAAGGAGCACAGCUGGGAGCCAGCCCCAGCAGCCGCUCCUGUUGGUGCUCUGGGCUCUUCCCACAAGGCUUCCCCCAGAGCAGGUGCAGCGCCUUCCAGAGACUAUCGGAUUAGUCCCAGCAGUGCCAAACCCAGAAGGUGUCCAGUCCUGACGGAGCGGACAACUGUGCUCCGGGCUGUGGGCUGCCCUCCUGGCCCGGCCAGAGACCUCCCCAAGAGCCAGGCUCCAACCCAAAAAGCUCAUGGCCACACUGAGGACCCACCAGGGACCUUGCACCUGCUAAACCUCCAUCCCACAAGGGAUGGUCAUAUGCUGAGCAACUCCGUACCAUUUGGUCGUGUGGAUGACGGAGAUUAUUAUCCACCGUGACUCACAGGAGAAUGCAAUACAAUCGCAAUACAGUCACUUUGAAAAACAGUGUUGUCACUCCCUACAGUAAGUAGGUAAGAAAGCGAGCCCUGAGAGGGGCUGGCAACAAAUGCUUCCUCCCAAGUCUGUUCUGUGUGUAUCUACAUGUAAUAUGAGACUUGUAAAGUCAUAUUCAUAUGUGUAGAUGAUAUAUAACUCUGCAUACUUAUAUGGUGAUUUCUUAUGGCAUUGACUGUUGCACCAUGUUAAAUACAUUAUGUUUUGGUUUGAUGACUCA
Molecule: messenger RNA, 19758 nt
Organism: Columba livia (rock pigeon)
Lineage: Eukaryota; Metazoa; Chordata; Aves; Columbiformes; Columbidae
Product: transmembrane protein 151B
Exons: 2
Coding region: 16496-17893 (465 amino acids)
Source: RefSeq, a predicted model, not a curated record